Molecule: messenger RNA, 1675 nt
Organism: Scatophagus argus
Lineage: Eukaryota; Metazoa; Chordata; Actinopteri; Scatophagidae
Gene: mtrfr
Product: mitochondrial translation release factor in rescue
Exons: 2
Coding region: 163-744 (193 amino acids)
Biological process (GO): translational termination
Cellular component (GO): mitochondrion
Molecular function (GO): translation release factor activity
Source: RefSeq, a predicted model, not a curated record
AAACUCAACCACUCGAGGGAAGCGUAGAAGAAGAGUAGCCCGAGCGAAAGCUAGCAUGUCCGUGCAUCAGACGGAAAAUAGAAAUGAGGUGGGCUUACAUGCAUGGAAGUUUGUGAGAAAGGGACUAAUAUUUCUCUGUUUAACGACAUGUAGCGUGAUGUAAUGCUGGCAGCCAUUCUGUACUUUUUUCACCGCACCACUAAAAAAGAAAAAAACAAAAAACAAAAGACAGAGAUGUUACGACUUCUCCCGUACCUCAGCCGUAUGUACACUGUGCCCAGCCGGGUCAUCUGGAGGGAUUCUCCCAGUCUCUCUUCAUUGCUGAGGACGCUCCCACCUGGGCUGCCAUAUGUUUUGGCGCUGGGUAAAAAGGACCUGAGAGACCUUCCCGUCCUGAAUGAGGACGAUCUUGAGGAGCAAUACGUGAGAGGAUCUGGACCCGGAGGACAAGCCACCAACAAAACCAGCAAUUGUGUAGUUCUCAAGCACAUCCCCAGUGGGAUUGUCGUGAAGUGUCAUCAAACCAGAUCUGUGGAGAUAAAUCGAAAGCGUGCUCGGGACAUUAUGAGAGAGAAACUUGAUGUUUUUCAUAAAGGAGAAUACAGUGAAGUUCUCCUAAGGAAGAAAGAGUCUGAGCUGAAGAAACAAGAGAAGAGGAGGAAGGCAAAUUAUAAUCUGGAGAGAAAAAGACUGUUUAAAGAAGCACUGGCUGCUGACUCCAAACCUGGAAACGACACCGUUUAAAAUGUUUGCGUGGAAUAUAGAGUGAAGACAUAAAUACUAGAGUGCUCCUGCAUUUGAUACCUGCAAAGUCUAAAUAAGAAAGGUAUUGUCAACAGUAUCAAAUCCAGUUAGCCCUUUACUUCUAUAGCUUCUAUAGCUGAUUCUAUUCAUUCUAUAGCAUCUUUCAUACAAAGUCACAACACCCGGGAGCAUCAGGAGGGAGGUUUUGAAAAUAAAUAAUCAAAAUGUUGGUGAUGUGUGGUGAAUAUUUCAGUGUUCUCCAAAAUAAUAGGAAUAAUGAUGAUAUUAAUUGAAAAGGGUAUAUGCUUUAGGUUAAAGCUGCACUAUGCAACUUUUUCUUUGUAAUUUCAUUUUAAACAUAUUUCUUUGAUUUCAGCAUGUGGUGACAUAAUUUCCCACUACUCAUUUUCUGCAAGUUGUUAGAGGAGUUGUUCAGUUUUUGUCUCGGUUUCAAUUCUGAUUGCACUGAAAUACUAGAGCAUUUCCUGCUGGCUCAUUUGAUGGUGAAAAUAGAGAAAACGACGCCUUGCUUUCCAUGUCAAACACAAUUGAAAUAAUAAUAAUUAAUAUAGCUGUUUUCAUUUAAUUUAAUUCAAAUAAUUUAAUUGAAUUCAGAUAAUCCACCGAGUUCAAGAUCUCUUUAUGGAAAUGAAGGUCUGCAGUACAGCAGAGUUUUGGUGCGUCUGCCUCAGAGGCCGAUGCGUAACAACCAGAGCUGCGGCCAAUGAGUGAGCUAUUUUCAUGCUCGUGCUCUUCCCACGUGAAUGAGACAGCCAAUGAGAGGAGCAGUACGUUUUUUAAAUCCACCACGCUUGUACAGUGGUCUGUCUGUGUCGUUGUACAGCCAAAUAAACACGCUGACACAGAGGGCAAAUUUAAUAGCCUUCCAGUCCUAUUUGGAUUUUAUUCUGGGAAUUGACAUGGCAAAAGG